Molecule: messenger RNA, 2120 nt
Organism: Amphiprion ocellaris (clown anemonefish)
Lineage: Eukaryota; Metazoa; Chordata; Actinopteri; Pomacentridae
Gene: stard14
Product: START domain containing 14
Exons: 6
Coding region: 102-896 (264 amino acids)
Molecular function (GO): lipid binding
Source: RefSeq, a predicted model, not a curated record
GCGCAUAAAUUCGUGUCACCAGAGUCCCACAGCUACAGAAACUGUAAAUCCCAAGAAGACUCACUGGACUGGUUGCGGGUUUGUUUUAAAACUACACCAACAUGGCGAGCAUUUUACCCGGCGAGGAAGCUUUUUUUGACUUCAGAAAACAGUGUCUCGCAACCGAAAACUGGCUGAAUAAGUAUGACGAGAACGGGAUGCAAGUGUGGGUGGAAGUUCCUGCUGCAAAUAAGAAAAAUCACGUCCCUAAGGUCCACAAGAUCAAGUGUAAAAUGACGAUCAAAGACGUGUCAGCUGCCACCAUGUACGACGUCAUUCACGACGGUCAGUACCGUAAGACGUGGGAUCCUGCCAUGCAUGAAAGUUUCGACAUCGCCCGGCUGUCUAACAAUGCUGAUGUGGGAUAUUACUCAUGGGUUUGUCCAAAUCCAAUAAAGAAAAGAGAUGUUGUGACUCUGCGUUCGUGGCAGAAGAUAGAUGACGAGUACAUUAUCAUAAACUUCUCAGUCAAACACCCGAAAUAUCCUCCUACCAAGAAGCUUGUGAGAGCAGUUUCCAUGCUGACGGGCUAUUUCAUCAAACCCACAGGACCAAAUAGCUGCACUUUUAUUUACCUUUCACAGGCCGACCCUAAAGGUUCUCUUCCAAAGUGGGUGGUAAACAGAGCGUCCACGCGUCUGGCUCCUCGGGUGAUGAGGUGUGUGCACAAGGCUGGCCGGGACUACCCCGAGUGGAAGAAGCAGAACUCCCCCGACCAGAAGCCCUGGCUCUACCCCGAGCAGAACAAGCUGCCCAUGAUGGACCCUGCCGAGCUGUCGAUACAGAGAGCGGACUCGCUGGAGAACGUGGACGAAAGCUCCAAGCUGGACGCGGAGGACAGCGAGGACAGCAGCUAAAUCAGCCCCCAGCGACAGGAGGAAGGGUGGCCGAGAGGGAGAGAGAGAGUGGGAGAUGGACUGUAUAUACUCAUGGAAAAAAACAUAAGACUUGAGACCUCCAGCUCUCUGUGAGAUCACCAGAGUCCUCCAGCUUUCCAAAUCAGUGUGUGCCUUUUGGGAUGAGCAAGAGUAUGAAGUGUUUACAGCUGUCUUAGCAGAUGAAGCACAGAUCAAGUUCACCUCAGUCCGUGUAGAGCUACACGUCUCUCAUUAUCACGGUGUAAUUACAAUGUGCAGGGUUGGAGGUGUCGGAGUGUGACAUUGUUACAGCACUACAUUCACAACAGGCCCUCUGUCAGGCCAUUUUUAGCUGCAGCUACGUGAAAUACAAAACAAAAGAAGUGAAGCAUAAUCAUCCACUAGUGGCUUGUUACAAGUGACUGUGAAUGGAAAUAAGAUUAGGUAUUGUAGUUAAAGUUCAGUAUUUCUGACACUUAUUUUGUUACAACAAUAAUUAAGAAGAACCUUUUUUUUUCCUUUUGAAGGGUAUACUACGCAGACACUUGAAAUAGUCAUAUUUUGUUUAGUUGUAUUUAUAUGUUCACAAUGCUAAAAAAAAAAAAAAAAAAAAAACAGGUUUCAUGUUAAUCAGUUACCAUGAAACUUGUUAUGGUUGAAAAGGUUUUGGGUUUGUGCAGCAGCUUUGGCUGUUAGUGUGGAGUCUGUCUUUCAGAAAUACAGUUUUUGAGCUUAAUGCAACUUCAUUUGCAACUGCUUUUAAAUGUAAAUAUUUUGUAGUUAACCUGAAGUUUAUUUACAGUUUAGAGAGCACCUUUGCUGUAAAUUUGUCUUCACUGUGUAAUGAACAAGACUUUUUGGAGGUUCGUAGGAUUUUACUCAGAUGUGCAAUCUAAGCAUCUUUGGUUAUAUAGGUACUAGAUUUCCACUGACUUCGCAGUGAGGACAUGGGAAUGAACAUCUAGCUAGGCUGUAUUAGCAUGUAAAAUGUACAUGGCAAUGUCAAUUUACCUCAAGGAUUGGAACAACCAUAAAGGGUAUCUUUUAUUUUAUUUAUUUGAAGUAAGCACAUGUUCAGAUGAAGUCAUGAUGGACAACAGACCCUAGAAUGAAGCCCUGCUGGCUGAGAACAUUACUUUUUUUUUCUUUAAAAUAUUUAAGAUAAGAAGGUUGCACUGUCUUGGCAGUUAAAAAAAAAUAAUAAAUCUUACAAGGUUGACACAC